UUUCAGAGUACUACGUAAUUUUUUCCAGCAAUAACUGAAAAAAAGGGCUCAAUUUUAUGUUCUUCAAUCUCUACAAAACACAGUACCAUGUCGAGGUUUCCAGAAAAACCAUAAACACAAAGAACGACACUGCAAAUUAAUCAUCAAUCAAAGAAAUCGCACUGCAAAUUCAUCGGCAAAUACCCAUCUUCAACCCCUCUCGUGUUCAUCUUCUUCGAGCUGAAUAACAAUGUCGUCGGUUGAUGAUUCGAGCUUACAGCACCCCCAACAAUUUCUCAUUGGGACAGAGGGUACAACAACUCAGCAUUUACCAGAAAACGCUCUAGUGGGAUGGUAUAUAAUUGAUCCAAACCAGCAGCAGAUCGGCCCAUACACAUUGUCAGAAUUGCAGCAGCAUUUUCUAAACGGAUACCUGACAGAGAGCACCUUUGUAUGGGCUCAAGGAAGAUCUGACUGGCAGCCACUUUCAUCGAUUCCUGAGUUGAUGACUGGAGUACAAUGUCAUGCAUCUGAUUUUUCAGCAGGUGAGGAUUUUUAUUCUCAUUGUUAUCCUUGCAGGCCAGGAAAGACGGGUCUUAUACAUAGUGAUUUCUUUGCAGUACCUGCCAUCAGAGAUGAUGAGUUCAAGAAAUGGCAACAGGAAGUAAAAGAGGCAGAGGCUCAAGCUAAAGCUGAGAUGCUGAAUAAUGGUUCAGCUUCUGUUGAUGUAGGUGGAGUUGAUCAAGAGAGACCCUCAACUCCACCUGAUGGGGAGGAAGAAUUUACUGAUGAUGACGGAACUACUUAUAAGUGGGAUCGCAGUCUUAGAGCAUGGGUACCACAGGAGAAUCAAGGAAAUGAAGAAGAGGGAUAUAGAUUGGAGGAGAUGACAUUUGUUGAACAAGAGGAGGUUUUCCCAAUACUAACUACGGAUGAUACACCUAAAAAUAUAGAAGAUAAUACAGUUGUUGGGGCCGUAGAAGAAAAGGAGACAAAACCUGCUAAGAGAAAAGAGCCAGAUUCAAAGACUGAGAAAAAGGAAGCAAAUAAACCACCAGACAGCUGGUUUGAGUUGAAGCAGAACACACAUGUUUAUGUGACUGGAUUGCCGGAUGAUGUCACAAUCGAGGAAAUAGUAGAGGUUUUCUCCAAAUGUGGCAUAAUAAAGGAGGAUCCUGAGAGUAAAAAGCCCCGUGUGAAAUUGUAUUUUGACAAGGAGACUGGAAAAAAGAAGGGGGAUGCACUUGUUACAUAUCUUAAGGAGCCAUCAGUAGCUUUGGCAACACAAAUAUUAGAUGGGAUAACUUUCCGGCCUGAAGGGAAGAUACCAAUGUCUGUAACCCCAGCAAAGUUUGAGCAGAAAGGGGAGAAGUUUAUUCCCAAACAAACAGAUAAAAAGAAGAAACAAAAACUAAAGAAGGUUGAGGAGAAGAUGCUUGGUUGGGGGGGUCGUGAUGAUUCAAAGCUUAUGAUCCCGGCUACAGUUGUCUUGAGCAACAUGUUUACAACUGCGGAAAUGAGAGAAGAAUUAAGUUUACGUGAUGAAUUGGAGAUAGAUGUCCGUGAGGAAUGUGGAAAGCUUGGUCCAGUGGAAUCUGUCAAGGUCUGUGAGAACAACCCACAUGGAGUAGUUUUAGUCAGGUACAAGGACAGAAAUGAUGCUAAAAAGUGUAUAGAGUUGAUGGAUGGAAGAUGGUUUGGUGGGAGGCAGAUACAUGCUGUUGAAGAUGAUGGUUCUGUCAAUCAUUCUUUGCUGCGGGACUAUGACGAUGAGGGACAACGACUCGAGAAGUUUGCUGCAGAACUUGAAGCUGAAUGAAACCAUCAUGACCAACUUUCUUAGAAAGGGAUGCUAAUUCCCGUUUCUUGUUUUAGUUAAUGUAAUUAAUUUGUUAUGAAUAGACUAUAGCGACUGGAACAGAUUUGAUCUGCUAUGGAAAUAGGUCGGAGUGGAGAUGUACAUACUUGAGGAAGCUGAUAAUUUUGUACGUUUGGCUAGCUAAAAUAUUCUUGAUACUUCAGUAUAUGAUAUGCAUCCCUUGGCAAUGAUGAGAUUUUUUUAUAGCAAAGAAGGUGGUGUUUGUCUA
Molecule: messenger RNA, 2066 nt
Organism: Chenopodium quinoa (quinoa)
Lineage: Eukaryota; Viridiplantae; Streptophyta; Magnoliopsida; Caryophyllales; Amaranthaceae
Product: splicing factor U2AF-associated protein 2-like
Exons: 12
Coding region: 230-1798 (522 amino acids)
Biological process (GO): mRNA splicing, via spliceosome
Cellular component (GO): U2 snRNP; U2-type spliceosomal complex
Molecular function (GO): RNA binding
Source: RefSeq, a predicted model, not a curated record